Molecule: messenger RNA, 1222 nt
Organism: Lathyrus oleraceus (garden pea)
Lineage: Eukaryota; Viridiplantae; Streptophyta; Magnoliopsida; Fabales; Fabaceae
Product: zinc finger CCCH domain-containing protein 28
Exons: 2
Coding region: 1-1053 (350 amino acids)
Molecular function (GO): mRNA binding; metal ion binding
Source: RefSeq, a predicted model, not a curated record
AUGACUGACCCAGACAACAUUCCAAUCUUUAACAUGUCACCACCGCAAGUCGUCUCAUCAUCCAACAGCGAUAUCAAUAAAGUGAGGCUUCAAUUCCCAAUGAACCAUCAACAUUUCGAACCAUGUUCAUCAUUGGAUCCUUCUCAUUCCUUCACAAGGCCAAGAAUUCCUGACAACGAGCAUUCCAUUGAUUUGAUGGACCCUCCUUCAAGGAUGAAUCAUCCUCCAUCAAACAAUCAAGCUGCCAUCAUUUUCUUCAAGACCCGUCUUUGUACCAAGUUCAUGUCUCGUAGCUGCAUAAAAGGUGAAAAUUGUACCUAUGCUCAUGCGAAAGAAGAGUUAAGGCAGCCACCACCAAACUGGAAGGAGCUCCAGCGGCUGCAUUUGGGCGGGAAUAGGUAUACUUCUAAGUUUAUGAACGACAUUUUCUUCAAGACCCGUCUUUGUGCUAACUUCGUGUUUCGUAGCUGCAUAAACAGUGAAAAUUGUAGCUAUGCUCAUGGGAAAGAAGAGUUAAGGCAGCCACCACCAAACUGGCAGGAGCUCCAAUGGCAGCAGUUGGGCGGGAAUAGGGAUACUGCUAAGUUUAUGAACGAUUCUUGGAAAAAAAGAGAGUCCGCUGCAAUCACCAUUAGAACUAUUGGUAAUAAUUUGGAAGGCAGUAAGACUGUGACCAAGCCACCUAGGGGUACUUAUUGGAAGACUAAGAUCUGUCCCAAGUCGAAGCAUACCCGAAGCUGUACCUAUGGUGAUGACUGUAACUUUGCUCAUGGAGAUGCAGAGUUACAAGUUCCUGGUGGAGGAGGCAUUGAAGCUGAAGCUGCAGUUACUAUGACAAAUUCAACAAAAGCUGUCACUCCAACUUUAAGAACAACACGUUCUUCUGCCAAAUAUGCACCUACAUUACCAGCAAGAGUAUCUGCGAUGACGGAAGAGGAGAAGAAGGUAAAGAAGGAAUUACUUUGGAAGAAAUUAAACAAGAUCAACCGUAUAUAUGGCGAUUGGAUUGAUGAUUUAUCUCCCGAACGUCCUGAUUUGCCAAGGGAGCCCUGAGUUGAAUUCAGUGCUCUUUGAAACAGCCCACAUGGUCAAUGGCGAUGGUGAUCAAUUCGUAUAAUUAUCUUUUAAUGGUUCUUUUGCCAGGUAAUUAGUACAUUUUUAUGGUCACAUACGCGUGCAUUUGUUAGUUUUUGAUGGGUGUUUCGAUGAAUUCAACAACUUU